UCGCUCGCUGCGCUCUCUCUCUCUCGGCGUCCGCUCCUACAGCCACCUAGCUCCAUGCCGCCGCUCAGCUCCGACGCGCCGUCGAGGACUUACGGCCCCAAGAUGGGCCCCCCGAAGAGAACUGGGGAGGCCACCCAGCUGAGAAAGAGCCUCAAGCCGCUGAUGGAGAAGCGCCGCCGAGCGCGCAUCAACGACAGCCUUAACCAGCUCAAGACCCUCAUCCUGCCUCUCAUCGGGAAAGACAGCUCUCGCUAUUCCAAACUGGAGAAGGCCGAUAUCUUAGAGAUGACUGUCCAGUUCCUCAGGGAGCUUCCAACCCCUUGCACUUCCAUCUCUGGCUCUGCAGACAGUUUCUGUGAUGGCUACCACACCUGCCUGUCCCGCCUUGCCACCCUCCUUCCUAAAUACAACCUCCUGAACCGUGAGGCCUGCAGCAACCUCCUUGGGCAUCUCCAGCAGGCUUGUGUGCAGCAGGGCUGGCUUCGGGACUGUUCCAGCCCAGCAGACUUGUCCAAAGCGCCAGGCUUGGAGAGUCCCCCGUGCCCACCUAGAAGGGCCCAGGAAGCCCCUUCGCCACAAACAGCACUCUGGAGACCUUGGUAGAGCCACAAAACUUCUCGACUUAAAACGGAGAGCCCUGCGUGCUCCUGUUUCCUCUGUACGGCAGCAGUUCCCAGAAGCGGAGUGGCUGGAGCAGAGCCCUGCGCUGUGAAAGGAUUGCCGAUGUGCUAAGGAGAGAGAUCCGCCCGCAGAAAAGGCUGCUUGCUGUGUCUCAGAAUGAUGUGCUGCUCUAGCUUUCCAGCCAGCCUCAGCUGGGUAUAAAUAACACUUGCCUGGUAAUUUGGGUGAGAUUGGAUCGUCCCAAGUCGCUCCUGACCCAGUUGAAUGAUCUGCUCUCAGAUGAAGCUGCCUGCUGUGCCUCUGCAUGGCUGCUCCCUGUGUUCUGUUUAGGGAAGGAUCACUCGGUGAUAGAGCAUGUGCUCUGCAUGCAGAAGGUUCUAGCUGCUGCCAGUCUUUAUAGAUGAUCCUGAGCUAGGUCCAACUGUGGUUGGAUCACACUGGUUGGAACACUUGGCAUAUGUUCCUAUUAGACAAUAUGGGACCACCUCCUUCCAGUCGGGAGGAGCACCCAUGACAUGGACUCAUGCAGAGACACGUCAGAGGGACUCCUGAGGGCAGAUGAUUUCUUACUCUGAACAAACUCUGAAUGUGUGUGCAUGCAACAGAGCAAUGGUCUUCCUUUUCGUUCAGAGUCAGGUAUCAGUUGCCUGAUAACUAUAGUUCUCUUUCUGAGGACCAUCAAGGGUCUGAGGAUACUUCCU
Molecule: messenger RNA, 1322 nt
Organism: Zootoca vivipara (common lizard)
Lineage: Eukaryota; Metazoa; Chordata; Lepidosauria; Squamata; Lacertidae
Gene: HES2
Product: hes family bHLH transcription factor 2
Molecular function (GO): protein dimerization activity
Source: RefSeq, a predicted model, not a curated record